Acanthoscelides obtectus is the source of this 794-nucleotide messenger RNA. The record is from the annotation of a GenBank genome assembly. NCBI's taxonomy places the organism in Eukaryota, Metazoa, Arthropoda, Insecta, Coleoptera, Chrysomelidae.
UGAACAUCGAGUGAUGCACUGCGGUGGUAUUAGGUUCUCGAUGCGGAUUUUUCAGCACCAGCGGCCAAUCAGCAGUGACAUGUCGUGGAUGGAUGCAAAAUUAGCCUACUAUAUAAAGCUGAGGGCAUGGGGGUAGCACUCUCAAUCGCGCGUGUCGUCUACGUCGGAUAGCAAAGUGUACAUUUGGUUCCUUCAUCAUGGCGAUGGACCUGAAGCCUGCAGAGAAAGACACUGUGGAUUUUGCCUUCGAGGUAUUCAACGAAGGUGGAACCCUAGAUGCCAGCACGUUGCCUCAGUUGGUAUACUGUUGCGAUGUGAAUCCAAGCAUUGAUACUCUCGAGAAAAUGGGAUAUGUGAAAAAACAUGGGGAGAAGAAAUUCAAGUUGGACGAACUCUAUCCAAUCGUAGCGCAACUGAAGAAGGAAGUCAAGGAUCAAGGUUGUUACGAUGACUUUGUAGAGUGCUUGAAAUUGUACGAUAAGAACGAAAAUGGCCUCAUGCUGGUUGGAGAGCUGAGUCACUCAUUUAUGACAUUAGGUGAAAAAAUGACAGAAGAACAAGUCGAUGAGUUGUUCGAAGACUGCUUAGAUGAAGAGGAUGAUGAUGGACAGAUAUCUUAUAUCCCAUUCCUGAGGAGAAUGUGCUCCCUGGACCCCCCUCUGAAGAAGAAAAAGUAGGAUUAUCCGUUUCAGAUAAUAUGUAAGUUUAAGAAAUAUUCACAUGUUAAGAGAUAAGUACUGUACAGAAACAUAUAAAAUAAAAAUUGCACAGAUAAGCCACAUUGUUUCGCAAUA